CGUCCCGUUAAUAGGAUUAAGUACCUUCUCAUCAGAUAAGUAGAACAUGGCAAAAUCCCUGACAAUCCCUGAAAUAAGUUCAGAACACAGCCCAACCCCUUCCUGACGCAGGGAGCAGAAGAGGUGCAAAAUAUUAAUGAAAGAACAUGAGGUCCUCCUGGAUAUUUAUAAUACAUGUGCUGUGUCUGAGUGGCCACCAGUGCGCACCGACGAAGCAGGAGGAGAUGAAUCUCCGGGACAACCUCAAGCAAUUAUCUGAAGUUGGAGAGAAGUAUGUGGAUGAAGAGGUAAAGAAAGCUUUGAUUGGUAUUAAGCAGAUGAAAAUUAUGAUGGAAAGAAAUGAAGAUAAGCACAUAGAUCUGAUGAAAACCUUGAAGAAGAGCAGUGAAGAAAAACAGCAAGCCUUGCGACUUAUGGAUGAAGUAAAGGCAAGACUGGAAGAAGAGGAAAGACAAUGUCAAGUAUCCUUGAAAAAUCUAUGGGAUGAAUGUGAAUCUUGUUUAGAAAGUACCUGCAUGAGAUAUUACACAACUUGCAAACACGGUGUGUCAACCUUUAAGAGAAAGGUUGAAGAUUUUUUGAGGAAAAUACCUCCACUCAUAUUUACUUUUCAUGAGGAGCAAGGAAGAGACAUCCAGUCUAAUGAAAAGCCUGAGAAAGAGGAUACUCAGCUAUUAAAGAUGGAAGAUUUAUUUAGCCAGCUAUUAUCGGAUGUCGGCUCAAUAUUUGACAGAAGUUUCAUUUUUUUCAAGCGCAUGCAAAAAGAAUUUGACCAGUCUUUUCAGACUUAUUUCAUGUCUGACCUGGAGUUGAGUGAGUCCCCCAGUAUGCCAGCUUUACCCGAGGUCACUACCAGAAGUGAAGGCCCCCAGAGAGGCUGGGGCAUGCCCCGCUUCUUACAGACAGUUUUUGAUUUCAGCAGGACGGUGUUCAAAGGUGUCAGUGAGGUGAUCACCGACGUGUUUGAUGAAUACAGAGAUUACAGAAGAGAUGUGCCAGAACAAACCAAAGAUCCUGACAGAAGUGGCAUGUUUUCAAAAAUUGUGUCAGGGCGCCAGAGACUUCAGUGCAAGGAGCUCCGGGAGAACUCCUCUGGAUGCCCACAGUUUCAUGAGAGAUGCCAGAAAUGUCAAGACAAUCUUUUACAUGAUUGCCCAAACGUUCCUGAGCUGCACAUAAAGUUUGAUGAAGCCUUUAAGCUGGUUAAUCUCUCAGGGGAGCAGUACGAGCAGAUUCUCCAGGUGGUUCGGCAUCACACGGAGGACACUUCCUACUUGCUGAACAAAAUGAAAGAAAGAUUUGGGUGGGUGUCUGAGUUAUCCAACAUGACCAUUGGACCAGAAAAUAUUUUCAACAUAGUUAAGGUGGUACCUGGGGAUCCCUCCAGUAAAGAUGAAACUGUGGUAGAUGUGAACGUUCUGACUUCACCUACUUUCACCAUUAAAGUUCCUCCCAACUUAGAUCCCAAGAGUCCUGAGUUCAUCGAAUACAUAGCUGGGAGAGCACUCCAAUUGUAUAAGCAGAAUUUUUAAGUGGGAAGAAGAAGUGUGAAUUCUUUCUUCCUGAAAUAAAGUAUAUGCUCCUUAGUUGAACUACUCCUAUGCUCAACAUAGCUAACUGUUAAAUUUCUAUGGUUAAAAUAGCUGCAUAUAAAUAAAAUGUUGCUUAGUAAAUACUGUGACAUAUAAGCUAUCAACCAAAGACUGUAGAAAUCUUUUAACUCAAACCCAAAACCAAAUCCAUUUAAAUAUUAGUAUAUUUAAAUAAAAUGUUAUUUAUGUUGUCAGUAAGUAAUCUUUGAUAACAAGCUAUGGCUCUGGUUAUGCAAAGAUUUAAGGACAUAAUCAGCUGUAAGCAUAAAAGUAAUUUCUAUUUGCAUACUUACAUUCAAGCACAUUCUCAAGCCUUUUCAAGACUGAUCCCUACAGAUGUUGCACAUUCAGCUAAGUCUGAAUGAACCAGAUUUCCAUCUGCAUGUAGCAUAUUAUUUUGCAAUGAAAAUAUUCAAUUUUUCUUCCAGUUGCUUUUGAAGCUUAUUGUGUACAUUAAAUGACUUAUCUGAAUAUGCAGUAAUGAGUAAGUCUUCUGCCUUUGGCAUUUCUUACAAACAAUUGUCUGCCUCUAGACUUUAUUUCUUAAUUAAUUAAAAGCCUU
This is a messenger RNA of Passer domesticus (house sparrow), 2154 nucleotides long. RefSeq names its product clusterin like 1 (gene CLUL1). The record is from RefSeq and is a predicted model, not a curated record. Lineage: Eukaryota; Metazoa; Chordata; Aves; Passeriformes; Passeridae. Gene Ontology annotation, cellular component: nucleus. The transcript has 9 exons. The coding region runs from base 147 to 1532 and encodes 461 amino acids. Gene Ontology annotation, molecular function: misfolded protein binding.